AUGGGAAAUUGGUCCCCAAAAAGUUGUCAGGCCAAGGAAAAAGUGGCUAUUAUAAUACCGUUCCGGGAUCGCAACGAGCAUUUGAAGUUGUUCCUAGCCAAUUAUCAUCCCAUCUUGCAAAAGCAACAGUUGGACUACACCAUUUUUGUUGUGGAGCAGCACGGUAGAACAACGUUUAAUCGAGGGGCAUUAAUGAACAUCGGAUUUCUGGAAGUUGUGAAAACUGGAAUGCAUAAUUGUUUCAUUUUUCAUGAUGUGGACCUGUUACCGGAACAAGACCAUAACUUAUAUCACUGCGGCAAUCAACCACGACAUUUGAGCGUGGCAGUGGACAAAUUUAACUAUACUUUACCCUACAAACAGAUAAUUGGCGGCGCGUCGGCCUUCACUGUUGAGCAGUUCAUGAAAGUCAACGGCUUCCCGAAUUCUUAUUGGGGAUGGGGCGGAGAGGACGAUGACCUUUCGAAACGCUUGGAAUUGAGUGGCUACCAGCUAAACCGGCCAUCAGCGAAAUCUGCUCGCUAUACUAUGAUCAAACAUCACCACGAUUCCACAAAUCCGCGCAACCGCAUGGCUCCUUUACAGUUAGAGUUGACGCACGAAACGAUGUUCAAAGAUGGACUAAACACGGUAUCUUAUCGCGUUCUCCGCGUUGAAAAGCGUGGGCUAUAUUCUUGGGUACUUGUUGAUGUUGAAGAAAACCGGAUGAAAAAUGCUGCUUUAUAUAAUUUGUUGGACAUUGGCUCGGGAAUAGGUCUUCCAACCGCUAAGCAAACAUGA
Molecule: messenger RNA, 780 nt
Organism: Paramacrobiotus metropolitanus
Lineage: Eukaryota; Metazoa; Tardigrada; Eutardigrada; Parachela; Macrobiotidae
Product: beta-1,4-galactosyltransferase 1-like
Exons: 4
Coding region: 1-780 (259 amino acids)
Biological process (GO): glycosphingolipid biosynthetic process; carbohydrate metabolic process
Molecular function (GO): N-acetyl-beta-glucosaminyl-derivative 4-beta-N-acetylgalactosaminyltransferase activity
Source: RefSeq, a predicted model, not a curated record